AAUCAAUAAAAAAAAAGAAAAAAAACUUUUCUUAGGCGACUAAUACUUAUCAUUAUUAAUCGUGAUGUUAUCAUUAAGUAUAGUCGUAUCGAUCUACCUUUUCUCUAGAUCUCUAGUUGCGUAUUAUAUAGCUUCCAAGUUUCCUAAGUUAGUUUACAUAUACUACACUAUAUUAUCAGUUUUGAUUGAUUCCGCCCUAUUUACAUAUAUACUCAAAUAUAAUGUUUGUUAAACUUAGCGGACUUUUUCUUGUACUCAAAGCUGUACCAGCUGUUUCCGAAGAGUUUGUUCACUUUAAAUGGUCGGAUUACCACGCACUUGGAGAGCAAACUUACGGAGUUAACGCUUUGAAAGAGUCAGAAGAGGAAAGUGAUUUCCCUCAAGCAUCGCCACCUAAUGAAAGUUUGGAUUUCUACUGGAAGAAGAUUCCCGGUUCCAAAGAGGGAGUUCAUUCGGAGAUGUUUGCUUAUGAUCCUCUGCCUUUGGAUUUGUUCCCUAAUGAGGCAUGGAAUAGGUCCAUGGGGGCCCAGUAUCAUUAUGAGGAUAGUCAGUUAUCUAAGAGGCAGGGUGGGCCUAUCUGCCAACAUCUCAGCGUAUGCGAAAAUUCUCCAGCAGUGUCCAAUUUUCAAGAACUAUUUGAUCGACUAGACCCGUACACAUGCGACAAUAUAAAAGAGAGCUCUAAGAACUGGAUUUUAGAAAAGUGGCCGUAUUUGGCUAGGGCCACUGUAAUAAAUAUAGCUUUUGCAAUAGUAGGUGGGGUUACCACUUUUUACAUCACCCAAAAUGCUUCCAAAGACAACAAGCCUUCUUACACAUGUAAUGUAUCCAAAGAUGAUGCUUGCGGUAUCUGCGAGGCUCAGGAAUUUUACCACCGUAUCGAUGGGAAGAUAGAGGAAAUCUGCUAAGCUCUUUACAAUAAUAGACCACCGCAAGGCAAACGCAAUAAUUAAGAAGAUGAGAGGGGCAUUUGGGAUGAAGCUAAUGGACCAUCGGCUACUUAUGCUCACUAUUUCGCUGAGGGGGCUCCAGUUCAGCCACCUCAGUGUUAGCUUCUAAAAGAUGAAGGUUUAGGUGAUUUGUUUGACAAGAUAUUGGCAAAUUGUCUUUUCAAAAACUAAUGAUUUUCUUCGAAGAUGUUUUUACACUUGUUUUCUUUAUUUCUUUCUUAAUUACACAUCAUCUGCUUAAGAUCACAUUAUAUUUAAUACCUUUUUCCACCAAUAAUAAAGCGCGUUUGAUAUUUACAAACCAACACAAG
Molecule: messenger RNA, 1261 nt
Organism: Wallemia mellicola CBS 633.66
Lineage: Eukaryota; Fungi; Basidiomycota; Wallemiomycetes; Wallemiales; Wallemiaceae
Exons: 1
Coding region: 222-908 (228 amino acids)
Source: RefSeq, a predicted model, not a curated record